Messenger RNA from Strongylus vulgaris, 225 nucleotides. Lineage: Eukaryota; Metazoa; Nematoda; Chromadorea; Rhabditida; Strongylidae. The record is from the annotation of a GenBank genome assembly.
AUGCUUUGGGAUUUCAAGUACUGUUCAGUGGUGUCUCCCUAUCUGUCUGACUACGAUUCUGCCCCUGCAAAUGAUUUUACGAAAAAAAUUCCUCUCAUUUUCAGAGAUAUCGAAACGAAAUACAGUGAAAAAGCGAUGCAAUGCUGGAUAGCUGCAGGAAUGUACGGUGUGACAUUGAUUCUUGUAUUCUGGCAGAACAAGUACAACACCGCUACUGUUUUUUGA